AUGAAGCCGACUUGGUCUAAAUAUUUUUACAGCCCGCUGAUGAAUCUCGCGUGGGCUGGAGUUAACAUUUACGAGGUUUCCGAAAGUAACGUUUGGAGAUGGGUUUACAAGAUUUAUACCGCGAUUUUCAUGUUUCUGUUUGUCUACGGUUACACUUUAACUGAAAUCCUGCACGUUCUCAAGCAUUUCAACCAUUUGGAGGAAGUCACUUUGACUUUAUGCUACUUGAUCGCUCAUUUUAUUGCCAUUGGUAAAAUGAUCACUUUGAUGGUGAAUCGGGUGAAAAUUGGGAAAUUUUUAAUGUCUUUGGAAAACGACCCGUUUUUACCGCUCGAGGAAAGAGGUGGAAUUGCAGAGAGACGAAUUAUCGAUGAAGCUAAUAUUCAAACGCUAAGGAUUGGAAAGAUAUUCGGAUUUCCCGCCUUGGCCAGCGUCUCUUCGCGCGCCAUCCUCUUCGCCUUCAAAAAAAGCGAAACGAUUUUCGAUCCAACAACGAACACGACCAGAAUUGUUCCUGCGUUUCCGUUUCCAUCGACAUUACCUUUUCCGCUCGACGAGACGAUAAGUCCGAACUACGAAAUACUCUUCGUUUAUCAAACAUUUUGCGUAGGAAUUUUCGCCUGGUACUUAGGGAAUUCCGACACGAUAAUCACCGGUCUGAUAAUACACUUAUCGGCGCAGUUCAAAAUAAUAACGAACGCAGUGUCCACUGUCUUCGAACGCACGAAUUCCACGAAAGGAUUACACGACAGGGUGAAAGAAUGCGUGGAACAUCACCUGAAAAUCAUCGAGUUGCUCGACAAUUUGGAGAGCACCUUUUCAACGCUGUUCCUGAUACAAUUCAUGGGAAGUCUGACAGCUCUUUGUGUAUCGCUUUAUCAAACAUCUCUAAUGCCUGUGACUAAUCCGACGUUCAUUGCUAUGUCAACCUUCACCAUAGCAAUGGGAUUUCAAAUAUUCAUUUACUGUUGGAACGGCAACGAGCUUUCGUGGCACAGCAUUCAAGUAGCGAAAGCGGCUUACGAGAGCGAUUGGGUAGACGCGGAUGAAGACGUUAAGAGAAGCAUCGGUAUGAUAAUGAUGCGAUCGCAACGCAUGUGUAUUUUGACGGCUGGAAAAUUCUCCGUCAUUUCGCUUGACACAUUUUCAAAGAUUCUGCGUGGAUCGGUUUCUUAUUUCAUGGUUCUAAGAAAAAUAAACGAAGAUAUAGAGUAA
Nicrophorus vespilloides is the source of this 1215-nucleotide messenger RNA. Its product is annotated as odorant receptor 46a-like. NCBI's taxonomy places the organism in Eukaryota, Metazoa, Arthropoda, Insecta, Coleoptera, Silphidae. Bases 1 to 1215 code for a protein of 404 amino acids. Gene Ontology annotation, biological process: sensory perception of smell; detection of chemical stimulus involved in sensory perception of smell. The transcript has 5 exons. The record is from RefSeq and is a predicted model, not a curated record. Gene Ontology annotation, molecular function: olfactory receptor activity; odorant binding. Gene Ontology annotation, cellular component: plasma membrane.